CCAGCCUUCGCAUUUUGUUUACUUUUCAACCAUCAUCUCACUUUGCUAUUGGGUGCUCAACAGUGUCCAAAGCCUCUUGAACCUUCUUCCCCAAGAACAAAUGAAUGUGGAAAACUGGUCCCCUUGGAGACCUAUUCAUUUUUAGGAGCCAGAUGAAGUAAAGGUAUUUAACUUGUAGAAGUAGCAAUAACUUUAAAUGCCUUAUGUUUUCAAAGAGCUGGGCACUACCUGCUGUUUCACCUGCUGAGAUGCUGAAUUUUCAAACCCAUACUGUAUCAACUUCGGUCACUGGUAUUGGGAAAGGCUUUAGAGCAGCAGAUCAUUCCUUCCUGCAGAGGUUGCUACCGCAGCACCUGUGAGUGCUUAUGUAUCCACAGAGACCCUCACUAGCUCUCCUACUGGAAUUGGAACUUGAGAGGUAUUCUAUGGUAGCCAGUGGAAUAGGUGGCUGUGUGGCCUGCAUUCUGGACUGUGUGCAGUGCCCACAACAAUUUUUCUGGUUUGCAAUUGUGCCAAAAAUGUUGGUGACCCUUGCUAACUCAUUCCUGCAGGUUUCAGUUCCUAUGCUUUGAAACUUUAGUGCACAAACUGGUGUCAUAUAAUAGAGGUUAAAAUUGGGUGCAUUUUCCACUUCCUGCCACUUGGCACUAGACCAUCUUGCUUCAGAUCUCUCACCAUGGCAGCACCUCUCGACCAAGCUAUUGGUUUGCUGGUUGUCACCUUCCACAAAUGUGCUUGCAAGGAUGGUGAAGAGUUGAUCCAGAACGAGCUGAUCAUUGGGCCGAAACUGCAGGACGAAGAGAUACAGGCAUUAAUGAAAGAUCUGGACUGCAAUGGGGACCAAGUGGUGAACUUCCAGGAAUACGUCACUUUCCUGGGUGCCUUGGCAAUGAUUUACAACGAAGCUUUGACUUCGUAAAUGUACGCCCCAGUGGGGCAAGGUGUUGUGGUUCAGGAUUAUAC
Molecule: messenger RNA, 963 nt
Organism: Lacerta agilis (Sand lizard)
Lineage: Eukaryota; Metazoa; Chordata; Lepidosauria; Squamata; Lacertidae
Product: protein S100-A6-like
Molecular function (GO): calcium ion binding
Source: RefSeq, a predicted model, not a curated record